AUGGAUGAAGAUCGAGAUGCCAACAUCGAGCAAUGGAAAAUCAAGAGGCUCAUAAAGAAGCUGGAGAAUGCCAAGGGGAACGGAACCAGCAUGAUCAGUCUAAUCAUCAAGAACAAGGAUGAAGUGUCUCGAAUAAAUAAAAUGCUCGCGGAUGAGCUGGGGACGGCCUCCAAUAUCAAAAGCAGAGUCAACCGACUCAGUGUGUUGUCUGCCAUUACAUCCACGCAGCAAAAGCUGAAGCUGUACAGCAAGACGCCGCCCAAAGGGCUAGUCGUGUUCUGCGGCACAGUGAUAACGGAGGACGGGAAGGAGAAAAAAAUGUCUAUCGAUUUCGAGCCAUUCAGGCCAAUAAACACAAGUCUGUACCUAUGUGACAACAAAUUUCAUGUGGAAGCUCUAAAGGAGUUGCUCGAAAGUGACGAAAAGUUCGGUUUUAUCAUUGUCGACGGUAAUGGAGCUCUAUUUGGCACCAUACAGGGGAAUACCAGAGAAGUCAUAAGGAGAUUCACCGUAGAUCUGCCUAAGAAACAUGGCAGAGGAGGUCAAAGUGCCUUACGUUUUGCUCGUCUGAGAUUAGAGAAGAGACACAAUUAUCUAAGAAAAGUUGCCGAAGUAGCAACAUCUGUUUUUAUAACAAAUGACAAAAUCAAUGUGUCGGGUAUAGUACUCGCAGGAAGUGCUGACUUUAAGAAUGACCUCAUGCAUAGUGACAUGUUUGAUCAGAGGCUCUUCACCAAGGUUAUAAAAAUAGUGGAUAUUUCUUACGGAGGAGAUAAUGGGUUCAAUCAGGCAAUUGAGUUAAGCUCUGAGGCGCUCCAGAAUGUCAAGUUCAUUCAGGAGAAAAAGCUUAUUGGUAAGUUUUUUGAAGAAAUCGCACAAGACACAGGGAAGGUUGUUUAUGGCAUUGAAGAUACAUUGAAGGCUCUGGAGAUCGGGGCGGUGGAGUUACUAAUCCUGUAUGAAGGGUUGGAUAUAAUAAGAUUGACGACGAGGAAUGCUAUUACGAAUACGACACGGACGAUGCACAUUUCGCCUCAGGAUGAGAAACAGGAAUCGCUAUACAAAGAGAACAACGUGGAAUUGGAGGUGGUGGAGAAAAUCUCCCUUACCGAUUGGGUCAUAAAUAAUUACAAGAGGUACGGAGCUUCUCUCGACUUCGUCACCAACAAGUCACAGGAGGGGGCCCAGUUCCAGAAGGGCUUCGGAGGGUUUGGCGGCAUGCUCAGGUACAAGCUGGACCUUAAUUUGUAUGACGAGGAUGUGGAGAGCGACGCGGAGCUCUUCUGA
Molecule: messenger RNA, 1287 nt
Organism: Plasmodium inui San Antonio 1
Lineage: Eukaryota; Apicomplexa; Aconoidasida; Haemosporida; Plasmodiidae
Product: eukaryotic peptide chain release factor subunit 1
Exons: 3
Coding region: 1-1287 (428 amino acids)
Biological process (GO): cytoplasmic translational termination
Cellular component (GO): translation release factor complex; cytosol
Molecular function (GO): translation release factor activity, codon specific; sequence-specific mRNA binding
Source: RefSeq, a predicted model, not a curated record